Synchiropus splendidus (mandarinfish) is the source of this 7059-nucleotide messenger RNA. It is a transcript of the gene dlg4a, whose product is annotated as disks large homolog 4. Gene Ontology annotation, molecular function: kinase binding. The transcript is spliced from 20 exons. Lineage: Eukaryota; Metazoa; Chordata; Actinopteri; Syngnathiformes; Callionymidae. Gene Ontology annotation, cellular component: postsynaptic density membrane; neuron projection; neuromuscular junction. Gene Ontology annotation, biological process: chemical synaptic transmission; postsynaptic neurotransmitter receptor diffusion trapping; AMPA glutamate receptor clustering. The record is from RefSeq and is a predicted model, not a curated record. The coding region runs from base 1930 to 4122 and encodes 730 amino acids.
CAGAGAUAGACACAUUAAAAAGACCUUGUGAUUGGAGGGCAGAGAAAAUGAGAUGGGAGACGGGGCGGAUUUAUCCAAAGGAACGAAAACAGAGUGAUAACUGUCCUUCACCUUGUCCUUAUGUUCAAUCUGUAAAAGUGAGGGCUUUAAUAUUUUAAGAUGUCUCUCCUUGUUACCGCUAAACUGCAGGUUCACUGUGCGAUUCAAGUCGAAUCACAGCAGAUAGUUCAGUGACACCCCACUACUGAGUUACAUCUGAACUGUGCGGAGCGAUGGUACUUCAGUUCAGGAAAAUAAUGACAGGAUAUGUUUCACCUACAAUAAUGUUCAACAGUUCAUCGUACAUUUACCUCAAGCAUCACUCAAAAAUAUGUUAGGUUGUUUGCCUUCAGGCUUCUUCAUAGAUCUUACUGGGGGUUGAGGUCAAAUGAAUAAAAAAAAUAAAAAUAAUAAGCCAAGCUGAUCAAAUCAACACUCAAUUUUUUACUUAUAUAUAUAUAUAAAACUUAUCAUUAAUAUUGAAUAUAUCAAAAGCAAAAAACUGUUCUGUCAUUUAAUUCUAUGGUGUCGAACUCAAAGCCGAGGGGCCAAAUCCGGCCUCAGAUAUUUUUAUGCGGCCUAGUGAGUAGAUGCACAGUGCGCCACAAUCUAGAUCACUUCCUGUGUAUGUCAGUAUCACGGCUCUCACUAUGAAUGUGAAAACGUCCAAAUAAGUUACGGGGGAUGUGAGUUUCUGUGUCUAUGUUCAAACUCUGCUCACUGAAUAAUGGUUUUGUUUCACCUCCAACUGUCGAAGAGUGAAUUUGUCAGAAGUUAAAUACUCUAUUUUAGCUUAAAUAACCAUUCACUUAAGCUGUCAUUUGAAUAAAGCAACAUCCUUGGGGCCACAUGGAAACCUUUCUGACAGCCUAAAUAUGAGUUAACAUUGCACACUGACAAUAAACAUUGUGUGGACACUGUAAUUGUAAACAUUGUAUGUGUAUAAAUGUUAAAAAUAUUUCCAUAAACAUUUGAUUUGUUUCAAGCAGGAAAAGGUUGCUACAAUCGUCAGCAGGGAAUAAAACCAUUAUUAUUAUAUAUAUUAAUAAUAAUAUAACAAUAAUAAUAUGAUAAUAACAGUUAAUAUUAUCGUGACACAUAUCGCAAUCAUGUACCGGUUUUCAACAUAUGAAACACUUUUUUGGCAAAUAGUUUGAACUAGCUUGUGCUUAUGAGAAUGAGGAAAAAACGUUAUUAUUUGGAAUUUAUUUGACACAUUUAAAUAAAUAAACAUUUGCGUCUAGUCAGAUAAUGACUGUGCAGAAUCACUGGACCUCUGUGAUCAAUAAGCCUAUUUCACUUAAAUAAAGGAACAAAUCAAUGCAGUAAAACCAAAGCAGCAACAAUUAAACAUUGCCAUUUCUCUGAAGUCCAUUAUUCCUCCUCGCUGGCUGAACAGCAGGACUCGAUCCGCUCCGGACUUUGAAUGAGUCCCUCCGGAGCGGCCCAGCUAUUGAGUGUCCUUUCAAGUUCAGCCAAAGUAUAUAAUUCCUCCCACUCUCACAUCGCCAGCAUCGACAUCAUAUAGUGAGACAGCUAAGUAAUUGCCAUCAAACUACCCCGCUCGCUCGCUCUGCAGCCGAGAGGGGAGGGGAACGCUAAGAGCGGUGAACCGUCCUCUUCCUGAGCGCAGACCACAAGCGCCCAGACCUCGGAAUCACACCCAGGAUUUGCUUUUUCAUGCUUCCCUCAUCUCUGCUCCUGUGAUUUUGACAACUCAAUUGAAGGACGUUGUGAAUGGAUCUGCCUUCUUCCAGGAUUAUCGAUCCCUGGACGGUGCUUCACUCCGUUUUGGGCCCAGUGGGGAGACUCUUCCAACUGUGCUGGUCGUCUUUAGAAGUCUCACCUUGUCAUGUUUUUAUGACCCUCUUGUCGAACUGAGGUUUCAUUAUGUUUAUGACGGUGUGGUACGCUAAAAAGAUGGGCUGCCGGUUCCUCAACAAUGUCCGGAAAGCCAAGAAACAUCGGCACCACAGGAUGGGAAACACUCCUCCAGUGGUGGUGAACACUGACACGCUCGACGGCUCUCCAUACGUAAAUGGGACGGAAGGUGAGAUCGAGUAUGAGGAGAUCACACUGGAGAGGGGUAACUCGGGUCUGGGCUUCAGCAUAGCGGGUGGGACAGACAACCCCCACGUGGGUGAUGACCCCAGUAUCUUCAUCACCAAAAUCAUCCCCGGAGGAGCUGCGGCACAGGACGGCAGGCUGAGCGUGAACGACUGCAUCCUCUUUGUGAAUGAUGUGGACGUGCGGGAGGUGACACACAGCCAGGCGGUGGAGGCUCUGAAAGAGGCAGGUGCUAUUGUCCGCCUCUACGUUCUACGCCGGAAAGCGGCGGCGGAAAAAGUCACCGAAAUCAAACUCAUCAAAGGGCCUAAAGGAUUAGGUUUCAGUAUUGCUGGAGGGGUGGGAAACCAGCAUAUACCGGGAGAUAAUAGCAUCUAUGUCACCAAGAUCAUUGAGGGCGGAGCGGCGCAUAAAGACCAACGACUGCAGAUCGGAGAUAAGAUCCUAGCGGUGAACAACGUGUGCCUGGAAGAUGUGAUGCACGAGGAUGCAGUGGGGGCUCUGAAGAACACAGCCGAGGUGGUCUACCUCAGGGUGGCCAAGCCCAACAACCUGUUUUUGACCAACUCCUUCAACCCUCCGGACCUCACCAGCACGUAUUCCCACAUGGACACCGAGCUCAGCCAUCCAAACUACCUGGGCUCAGACUACCCACAAGCCCUCACUCCCACCUCCCCCAGCCGCUUCUCCCCGGUUCUUCACGGCUUGAUGGGAGACGACGACGUCCCCAGGUCUCUGUACUUUACAUUCUCCAGGGAGCCGCGCAGAGUUCUGAUCCACCGGGGAUCCACGGGUCUGGGAUUCAACAUUGUCGGAGGAGAAGACGGAGAGGGAAUUUUUAUCUCCUUCAUUCUGGCAGGCGGACCGGCGGACCUCAGCGGAGAGCUGCACAAGGGCGAUCAGAUUCUCAGCGUAAACGGCGUGGAUUUGCGAAUGGCCACUCAUGAACAGGCAGCUGCAGCUUUGAAGAACGCUGGACAGACAGUGACCAUCAUCGCGCAGUACAGGCCUGACGAGUACAGUCGUUUCGAGGCCAAGAUCCAUGACCUUCGGGAACAGCUGAUGAACAGCAGCAUGGGAUCCGGGACUACCACGCUACGGAGCAACCCUAAGAGAGGCUUCUACAUCAGAGCUCUGUUUGACUACGACAAGACCACAGACUGUGGCUUCCUCAGUCAAGCCCUGGGGUUCAAAUUCGGUGAUGUGCUCCAUGUUUUGGACUGCGGCGACGAGGAGUGGUGGCAGGCGCGCAAGGUCUGUCCGCCCAAUGAGGCGGAGGAGGUCGGCUUCAUCCCCAGCAAGAACAGAGUGGAGAGAAAAGAGUGGUCUCGCACAAACACCAAAGAGCGAGACCAUGGACGUGAGAACUUGGGCACUCAAGGGAGGGAUAAAACCUCGCACAGUUAUGAGACCGUCACCCAGGUGGAAGUCCAUUACGCCCGGCCCAUCAUCAUCCUGGGUCCCGUGAAGGACAGGAUCAAUGACGACCUGCUGUCUGAGUUCCCUGAUAAGUUUGGCUCUUGUGUCCCACACACCACGAGACCGAAGAGGGAGUAUGAGGUGGAUGGGCGGGACUAUCACUUUGUGUCGUCCAGGGAGCAGAUGGAGAAAGACAUCCAGAGUCACCGCUUUAUCGAGGCAGGCCAAUACAACAGCCAUCUUUAUGGCACGAGCGUCCAGAGCGUCCGCGAGGUUGCCGAGCAGCAGGGGAAACACUGCAUCCUGGACGUAUCGGCGAACGCUGUGCGCCGGCUACAGGCCGCUCAGCUUCAUCCCAUCGCCGUCUUCGUCCGGCCCAAGUCACUGGAGAAUGUUCUAGAGAUUAACACUCGGCUGACGGAGGAGCAGGCCAGAAAAGGACUGGACCGAGCUCUUAAGCUAGAACAGGACUUCAUAGAGUGCUUCUCAGCUGUGGUGGAAGGAGACAGCUUCGAAGAAGUCUAUCACAAAGUAAAGACAGUCAUCGAGGAGCAAUCAGGGCCUUACAUUUGGAUCCCCACCCGCGAGAGGCUGUGAUGCUGCUGCCCCUGACCGCUCGCCGCUCACCGCCACUAGACACCACCCUUCAACCUCACAGCAGCCUCGCCUGUCUGCCUGCCUGCCUGUCUGUCUGUCCUCCAGCAAAAAAAAGUCAGUGCUUAGGCAGAGAAAACCCGCAGAGAAGAAGUGACGCGUGGAGGUUCCAACCAAAUAAGAGACUCUGGUACCCAAGUAAGGACAGCUGAAGAGACUGAGAUGUUAUUGUUCACCAGGCGUCAGUGCUUCUAUGUGCACACUUGACAUUAGAAUGCUUUUUUUAGUCACUUACAGUCGGCGGUGAUCGACAACCAUCUCAAUCAUUCUGAUCAGUUUGAGUACUGUAAACUAUUUCAGGUGCAUUCUGGUGACAAGUGUGACCUCAUCUGGGUCUAGAUUCAUCUGAGAUGGAGCCAGAUUUAGUUUUUGGCUGGUCUCACCAUCAACACUUAAGUGUCUCGCCUCUGCACAUCGACGGCAGAGAUUGAGGUGCUCCAAGGACUUUUUAUAUCACCGACCUGCUCCUUCUCCUGUCAGCUCUGCCUUGUAUCCAGAGAGAGUUGUGGGGACGACAGAGGAGGUCCCACCUGACCAGGAGGGGGAGCUUUUUUCUCGUGAAUCUCCUCUUGGCUCUGACUUCUGAGCCACCGAGACUGAGCACCCAUGGUGAGAGGCGCUAUUUAAAGUUUAGAGAACCGAGCUCAUACGCGGAAUUUGUGCAUGCAUCCUCAAAGACGACGGAGAGAAGACGGAAAAAGGAGGUGUUUUUUUUUUUUUUUUUCAAAGCAUGUCUCAUGUUGGAAGGCGAAAGAUCUGAUCAGAGAUGGUCUCACACACACUCACCUGCACACAAACACACACACACACACACACACACACACAGAGUUGCGACCUCAGCUGUGACCUGCUGCACUUCUCUACAGAGUGGAGGGGCCUGACCUGCGAGUCAGAACCCAGGGUGAAUGUUAUCUCUCUGGGCACAAACAGCAUCAACGCACCACCAAUCACUGCAGAUACACAACCGUCUUCUGUGGCCGCUGUGAAAAUAGCCACAGUGUGUGUGUUUUUGUGCACAUUUUUGUGUGGAUUCUCCUCCGUGUGGGAGAAACAGGUCCAGUUUUAUUCGCGCAGCUUUCCCCGUCUGCUUCUUUCUCCCUCCUGUGUCCACACAAAUUCAAGUUUAAACAAAUAAAUAUCCGAUAUAUAUAUAUAUAUAAAUUAUAUAAAUAUAUAUAGAAAUACAUAUAUCUUUUUUAUGACGAUUUCUAAGUCUGUAAAUUCAAAUGCUUUUAUUUGGGUCCAUAUUAGUUGAUGAAGUUACACAUACUUUAAUUGUUCUUGUUGAGCUAAAACCAACACAAAACGCAGAAGCUGUCAAUCAGACUACAAUGGACAAAGGUGACAACAGUGUUGAUGUUUAGUUGUAACACAAUGCAGCUGUGUGUGUGUCUGUUCGUCUGUCUGUGUGUGAAUCGAGCCAGUUGGGGUGACUUGUUUUGGAACUGGAAGUUUUAGUUUUUUUCUUUUUUUUUUUUUAUAGAACAUUGAUCAUGUUGUUUCGUUUAUUUAUAUUGUGAUUUUUUUUUAUUUAAAAAAUCUUCGUUUAUUUGCAAAAGCAGCAUUUAUUUUAAAUAUUGCAUUUUCUUUUUCUGAAAAGCACAGAUUUUCUCCUUUUCUGAAACUUUUAUACGACUUUUUCUUUUUUAUCUGAGUUGCAAAUGCAAAAUGCAGUCUUUUUAUUUAAUCUGAUAUUUUUAUUUCUUAUUCAUUAUUUUAUUCUUUUUUUUACAUAAUAAUGGGGAUCUGCAUUUAUAAUUUUAACGACCAUUAAACAUUUCUUAGUUAGAAAUAUUAACAGAAAACCUCUUCAGUGAAAACAAUAAUUUGCCCAAGAAAAAAAAGCAUAAAAAUAUAUUCAUGUGCUCUAGGGGGGGAGACAGUAUUUCAGAUUAAGUUACAAAACUUGAACUCUCAGUCUAAGCUGUGAGCCCCAGUCAGCUAUGUGUGUGUGUUAGUGUGUGUGUGGCAGGCAAGUGUGCAAUAUAUAUAUAUAGAUAUAUAUUUAAAAAAAACUCUUGACAGUUAAUAUUCUUUUCUCCCAUCCACUGGUGGUUAUGAUGUAUAAUAUUGUUCGGUGUGUGUGUGGACGAGAGAGACACGCACAUGAAGAAGUAGUGCAAUACUGAUGUUAUGCAAUGACGAAAAUGAAAAACACCUAAAGCUUGCACUGACGGCAUUAUAUGCUCCAGGUAUCGACAGGAUCUGAGUUGGUUUUCUGAGCAUGAUUUACUUCUAUUUUUUUUUUUGUUUUGUUCCUGAAUUCUACGAGUGAAGGUGGAAAUGUUGACGUGGUCAUUCAUAUUUAUUGUUGUUUUGCUCACUCUCUCUCUGAGCCGGUGAGUUUAUUAUUUAUUUCGGUCACGGGUCUGUAUAUUUUUGUAUUACGUUCGUUUCACAAGGAGAGAUUUUAUUUCGGUUUUAUUUGUGAGGAGCGCUGUAAAUAUGGUGGACGUGUUGGACGCUGCAGAGACGAUGAGACGUCGUCGGAGCCACAGACAAUUUGCUUGACCAUUCACGUUGGGUGUAAACAGACAUUCACCUAGACAUUUACAUUCACACAGCAACAACACACCACUGACAUGAAUGGAAUAAUCUGUUUCUUCUUUUGUUUGUUUGUUUUCUUUAUCAAUGUAUUUUAUUAAUCUCUCUCUCUCUCUCUCCUCUCUCUCUCUCUCAGCCAUCCGUAUCAUGAAGUGUGAUAUUCCUUAUAAAGUAUAUGAAUUUUUACAGAAGAGACUGAUCACAGAGCUACAGUUGAUUCAGAAAAAGAAUAUAUUUAACAAAUGACAUUAUCCAGCAAAAUUAAAAUGUUCCAGUUCAGUGAAGCGCUUGAUGUAAAUUAGCUAUAAAAUAAUAAAAUUAAUUUAAAAUGCUUUC